CAGGAUUCGGCGACUUCACGCUUGCGUAGUGCGGCUCCAACGCUGAUGCAAGAACUGUUCGGCGCAGCGGUGUGGGACUGAUCGAGGGACAGAAAGUAGCCACAGUUCAGACACUCUUCAGCCCGCAAUCAUGUCAGGAGACGAGAUGAUUUUCGAUCCCAACAUGACCAAGAAGAAGAAGAAGAAGAAGAAGCCCUUCAUGCUGGAUGAGGAAGGAGGAGAGGGAAUGGGAGGAGAAGAGGCUAAAGAGGUGGAGGCGAAGGAGGCAGAACCAGAAGCUGGAGACGACAAGGAGAUGGAUCUAGAUGAAGAUGAAGGCAGGAAGAAAGAGCCGUCUGAUGAUUUGAACGACCUGAACUUCUUCAACCAGAAGAAAAAGAAGAAGAAACCCAAGAAAGUGUUUGAUAAUGAUAUUGAGGAGGGAUUAAAGGAACUGAAAAUUGAAGGAGAGCAGACGGAGGUGCUGGAGGAGGACAACCUGGACCUGAUGCUCCCUACCAAAAAGAAGAAGCCAAAGAAAGUGGACUUCGAUGAGGGAGAGUUACUGGAGAAGGAUGACGCACUGGAGGACGACGAAGGGAAGAACAACGAUGGAAUCUCAUUCAGCUCCUCCACAGGACCCGCCUGGGCCGGCACUGAAAGAGACUACACUUACGAUGAGCUCCUGAACCGAGUUUUCAACAUCAUGAGAGAGAAGAACCCGGACAUGGUGGCCGGAGAGAAGAGGAAGUUUGUGAUGAAGCCUCCUCAGGUGGUCCGAGUGGGAACCAAGAAAACCUCCUUUGUCAACUUCACAGACAUCUGCAAACUGUUGCAUCGUCAGCCUAAACAUCUCCUCGCUUUCCUGUUGGCUGAGCUGGGAACAAGUGGUUCUAUAGACGGAAAUAACCAGCUGGUGAUCAAAGGCAGAUUUCAACAGAAACAGAUAGAAAAUGUGUUGAGAAGAUAUAUCAAGGAGUACGUGACGUGUCACACUUGCCGCUCCCCAGAGACCAUCCUGCAGAAGGACACUCGCCUCUAUUUCUUGCAGUGUGAAACGUGCCACUCCCGGUGCUCCGUCGCCAGCAUCAAGACCGGCUUCCAGGCUGUGACGGGCAAGAGGGCGCAGCUCCGCGCCAAAGCCAACUAAAGACCACCUAAACUGGGCUCCCCCUCGUCUCUCGGCCUCCCCUUUCCCCCCCUCAGAAGGGUCGAAGCUGAGGUUGGACGCCCCCUUGAUUCGCUAAAAGGACUCUCUGAAUCGAACUGCGGGAGGGUUUGGCUGUUGUGUAGUCGUGUCGUGGCCUCACCAGGCAGGGAGUGAGAGAGUAUCUAACGCUGACAGAUGGGGUUCAGACACUGUAAGCAGAUGAUGUGUACCACAUACACUGUUGGAUGCAUUUGAUUUGUUGUCUGGCUGAUGAACCCUCCACCACCUAGGUUGAUUUUUUUUUUUUCUUCUUUUUUUUUCUUCUCCAUUUGCUGUGAUUCUUGAUUCCUGCAAGAAAAUCCUGAUUAAUAUAGCUUGAAUUCUCCCUCCUUCUUCUCCCACUUUACACACACCAGACAUGAAUAUUUCCUAGGAUAAGGAAUACAUUUCUCCAUGCAACCAGCCAAAUUGUAGUAAAGUUAAGUUGAUCUGCUAAUUGCAGCCGUGUGGCUCAUGUGGUCACCUCUUUAUUCUUUAAUUCCAUGUUGCUUAAACUAAAGGCUGUGUUCCUGUUUCUGGUCUGGCCUCAAAUCACAAAACUGCUGGUCCAGAAUUUGUUGCCCUAGCUUAUCAAAGAUAAAACUCAGUCACCAGGCUGGAGUUCAUAAAGGAAGGUUUAUCACUGUAACGAGUCUGACUGACUCCUUUUUGAUCAUUUUAUAGCAGGAGAUGACCACAAAGCCAGGCAGCUAAGGGCUGAUAAAGGGGAAAACACCGUCUCACGACUUUUAAUAGAGAGCUUGUGUGUGGGACAGACAUAGAAAUCAUACAGUGUGUUUGUGAGUGCUUUUGUGGCAUUGAUGAGCAGUUGUGUACUUGGUUAUUUCUUUCUGACACAUUUGAUAAAACACUUGAGAAUCGGUUAAAAGGACCUAAAAAAAAAUAACUGAAUUAAUUUUGCCAACAAGAGCAGUUUUCCUGAGCCAAUGCCAGCCCCCUAACACAAACACCCACAUGCUUCCCCCUAUAAACAGCUUCUGAGCAGGCACCUCAGAUCAGUCUCUAACAGGACAUUAUUUUCAAGUGUGAUUACAGAAAUUUACACCACAGGCUAGCCAGAAUACGGAGAGUUUAAGACCAGUGAUACUAUAUACAUGAUAUUGGUUCUGUUCUUGUUAGAGAAGAAUGUGGAUAAGGAGGUCUGGUUUGAAUCAUUUUAAAACCUGGUUUUUACAAAAAUAAAAUAUUCUACUCUCUCUCUC
Molecule: messenger RNA, 2391 nt
Organism: Dicentrarchus labrax (European seabass)
Lineage: Eukaryota; Metazoa; Chordata; Actinopteri; Moronidae
Gene: eif2s2
Product: eukaryotic translation initiation factor 2, subunit 2 beta
Exons: 9
Coding region: 131-1129 (332 amino acids)
Biological process (GO): translational initiation; formation of translation preinitiation complex; formation of cytoplasmic translation initiation complex
Cellular component (GO): eukaryotic translation initiation factor 2 complex
Molecular function (GO): mRNA binding; translation initiation factor activity; translation initiation factor binding
Source: RefSeq, a predicted model, not a curated record